AUCACUCCUCCUGCUUGACUCCGCCCUCCCUCCCUCUGCCUGCUUUCAAUAAGAGGCAGAGACAGCAGCCAGAGGAACAGAGAGGCUGAGACUAACCCAGAAACAUCCAAUUCUCAAACUGAAGCUAGCACUCUCGCCUCCAGCAUGAAAGUCUCUGCAGCACUUCUGUGCCUGCUGCUCAUAGCAGCCACCUUCAGCCCCCAGGGGCUCGCUCAGCCAGCUUCUGUCAUAACCACCUGCUGCUUUAACCUGGCCAACAGGAAGAUACCCCUUCAGCGACUGGAGAGCUACAGGAGAAUCACCAGUGGCAAAUGUCCCCAGAAAGCUGUGAUCUUCAAGACCAAACUGGCCAAGGAUAUCUGUGCCGACCCCAAGAAGAAGUGGGUGCAGGAUUCCUUGAAGUAUCUGGACCAAAAAUCUCCAACUCCAAAGCCAUAAAUAAUCACCGUUUAUAAAACCAGACCAGAGCCUGAGUGUUGCCUAAUUUGUUUUCCCUUCUUACAAUGCAUUCUGAGGUAACCUCAUUAUCAGUCCAAAGGGAAUGGAUUUUAUUUAAUAUAUAUAUUUUUUUAAAAAAAAAAAACCUAUUGCAUUUAAUUUAUUGAGGCUUUAAAACUUAUCCUCCAUGAAUAUCAGUUAUUUUUAAACUGUAAAGCUUUGUGCAGAUUCUUUACCCCCUGGGAGCCCCAAUUCGAUCCCUUGUCACGUGUGGGCAAUGUUCCCCCUCUCCUCUUUUCCUCCCUGGAAUCUUGUAAAGGUCCUGGCAAAGAUGAUCAGUAUAAAAAUGUAAUUGUUCUUGUGAACCCAAAGUGUGACUCAGUAAAUGGAAGUAAAUGUUGUUUUAGGAAUACAUAAAGUAUGUGCAUAUUUUAUUAUAGUCACUAGUUGUAAUUUUUUUGCAGGAAAUCCACACUGAGCUGAGGGGGACAAAGAUGGCUGUGGCCAAGAGGGGCUUGGUUUGGGGGUGGGAACUGUGUCCCUGGGAAAUGACUUUUUGGUUUAGCUGGUCUUCAUUGAAAUGCAGGGUGAAACUGACAAACCCAUUCCAGCCCUCUAUUCCCAUUUUCAACAGUAUUUCC
This is a messenger RNA of Pongo pygmaeus (Bornean orangutan), 1079 nucleotides long. RefSeq names its product C-C motif chemokine ligand 2 (gene CCL2). The record is from RefSeq and is a predicted model, not a curated record. Gene Ontology annotation, cellular component: extracellular region. The transcript has 3 exons. NCBI's taxonomy places the organism in Eukaryota, Metazoa, Chordata, Mammalia, Primates, Hominidae. Gene Ontology annotation, molecular function: CCR chemokine receptor binding; chemokine activity. Gene Ontology annotation, biological process: chemokine-mediated signaling pathway; positive regulation of GTPase activity; positive regulation of cell migration. The coding region runs from base 145 to 438 and encodes 97 amino acids.